GGCCGCCCCGUGUCCCCGGUGGAGCCGCCGCCGCCGCCGCCAGUAGCUCGAUGCGGACGGAGCCCGGCCCGGGCCAUGGGGAUCCUCAGCAUCACGGACCAGCCGCCCCUGGUCCAGGCCAUCUUUAGCCGAGAUGUGGAGGAAGUGCGUUCCCUCCUCUCGCAGAAGGAGAACAUCAAUGUACUGGACCAAGAGAGGCGGACCCCAUUGCAUGCUGCUGCCUACGUAGGCGAUGUCCCCAUCCUCCAGUUGCUACUGAUGUCAGGUGCUAAUGUCAAUGCUAAGGACACACUGUGGCUGACUCCUCUUCAUCGUGCUGCUGCUUCCCGAAAUGAGAAGGUGCUGGGACUGCUGCUGGCACAUUCAGCAGAUGUGAAUGCCCGGGACAAGCUGUGGCAGACCCCAUUGCACGUGGCUGCCGCCAACCGGGCCACGAAGUGUGCUGAGGCUCUGGCACCCCUAUUGAGCAGCCUCAACGUCGCUGACAGGAGCGGACGCAGUGCCCUGCACCAUGCAGUGCAUAGUGGGCAUUUAGAGACGGUGAACCUGCUCCUGAACAAGGGAGCCAGCCUGAAUGUCUGUGAUAAAAAGGAGCGGCAGCCUCUGCACUGGGCAGCUUUUCUAGGGCAUUUGGAGGUCCUGAAACUGCUGGUGGCACGGGGGGCAGACCUCAGCUGCAAGGACCGUAAGGGCUAUGGGCUGCUCCACACAGCUGCUGCCAGUGGCCAGAUAGAAGUGGUGAAGUACCUGCUCCGGAUGGGGGCUGAGAUCGAUGAGCCCAAUGCUUUUGGAAACACAGCUUUGCACAUCGCCUGCUACCUGGGCCAGGAUGCUGUGGCUAUUGAGCUGGUGAAUGCAGGAGCCAAUGUCAACCAGCCAAAUGACAAGGGCUUCACGCCGCUGCACGUGGCUGCAGUUUCCACCAAUGGCGCUCUCUGCUUGGAGCUGUUGGUCAAUAACGGGGCUGAUGUCAACUACCAGAGCAAGGAAGGGAAAAGUCCUCUGCACAUGGCUGCCAUCCAUGGUCGUUUCACCCGCUCCCAGAUCCUCAUCCAGAAUGGCAGCGAGAUUGAUUGUGCUGACAAAUUUGGGAACACGCCACUGCACGUGGCUGCUCGCUACGGACAUGAGCUACUCAUCAGCACCCUCAUGACCAAUGGCGCGGAUACCGCCCGGCGCGGCAUUCACGACAUGUUCCCUCUGCACUUAGCUGUUCUCUUUGGAUUCUCUGACUGUUGUCGUAAGCUUCUUUCCUCAGGUCAGCUGUACAGCAUUGUAUCUUCACUCAGCAAUGAGCACGUGCUUUCAGCUGGGUUUGACAUCAAUACACCUGACAACCUUGGCCGCACCUGUCUUCAUGCUGCUGCUUCUGGAGGGAAUGUUGAAUGUCUUAAUUUGCUGUUGAGCAGUGGAGCUGACUUGAGGAGGAGAGACAAAUUUGGAAGGACCCCACUGCACUAUGCAGCCGCCAAUGGCAGCUACCAGUGUGCGGUCACACUGGUGACUGCUGGGGCGGGUGUCAACGAGGCCGACUGUAAAGGCUGUUCUCCCCUCCACUAUGCUGCCGCCUCUGACACCUACAGGAGAGCGGAACCCCACUCAUCUUCCAGCCACGAUGCUGAAGAGGACGAGCCACUGAAGGAGUCCCGCAGGAAGGAGGCCUUCUUCUGUCUGGAGUUCUUACUGGAUAACGGUGCAGACCCCUCCCUGCGGGACAGGCAGGGCUACACAGCUGUGCACUAUGCAGCCGCCUACGGCAACAGACAGAACCUCGAACUGCUUUUAGAAAUGUCCUUUAACUGCCUGGAGGAUGUGGAGAGCACCAUUCCAGUCAGCCCUUUGCACUUAGCUGCCUACAACGGUCACUGUGAAGCCCUGAAGACACUGGCUGAGACGCUGGUGAAUCUGGAUGUAAGGGACCACAAGGGCCGGACCGCGCUCUUCCUGGCCACUGAGCGAGGCUCUACUGAGUGUGUGGAGGUGCUUACGGCCCACGGCGCCUCUGCCCUCAUCAAGGAGCGCAAACGCAAGUGGACACCCCUGCACGCUGCUGCUGCCUCUGGCCACACUGACUCCCUGCACUUGCUGAUCGACAGUGGGGAACGUGCUGACAUCACUGAUGUCAUGGACGCCUAUGGACAAACCCCACUGAUGCUGGCCAUCAUGAAUGGCCACGUGGAUUGUGUCCAUCUGCUGCUAGAGAAAGGAUCCACAGCUGAUGCUGCUGACCUCCGGGGCCGCACCGCCCUCCACCGUGGGGCAGUGACUGGCUGUGAGGACUGCCUGGCUGCCCUGCUGGACCACGAUGCAUUUGUGCUGUGCCGAGACUUCAAGGGCCGCACCCCCAUCCACCUGGCCUCAGCCUGUGGCCACACUGCAGUGCUGCGGACGCUGUUGCAGGCCGCCCUUUCCACAGACCCCCUGGAUGCUGGCGUAGACUACAGUGGAUACUCGCCCAUGCACUGGGCCUCCUACACUGGACAUGAAGAUUGUCUGGAGUUGUUACUUGAACACAGCCCGUUUUCAUACCUGGAGGGAAACCCCUUCACUCCUUUGCACUGUGCAGUAAUUAAUAACCAGGACAGCACCACAGAGAUGCUGCUGGGAGCUCUGGGUGCCAAGAUUGUGAACAGCCGAGAUGCCAAAGGACGGACCCCUCUUCACGCCGCUGCCUUCGCGGACAAUGUAUCUGGGCUCCGGAUGCUACUGCAGCAUCAAGCCGAGGUGAACGCCACUGACCACACUGGCCGCACUGCGCUCAUGACGGCGGCCGAGAACGGCCAGACCGCUGCUGUGGAAUUUCUGCUGUAUCGAGGGAAGGCAGACCUUACUGUGCUGGAUGAGAACAAGAACACUGCCCUCCACUUGGCUUGUAGCAAGGGCCAUGAGAAAUGUGCCCUCAUGAUCCUGGCAGAAACCCAAGACCUUGGCCUUAUCAAUGCUACCAACAGUGCGCUGCAAAUGCCACUCCACAUUGCUGCCCGGAAUGGUCUAGCUUCUGUGGUGCAGGCCCUGCUGAGUCGUGGAGCCACAGUGCUGGCUGUGGAUGAAGAAGGUCAUACCCCAGCGCUGGCCUGCGCCCCCAACAAAGAUGUGGCAGACUGCCUGGCCUUGAUCCUCUCCACCAUGAAGCCUUUCCCACCCAAGGACGCUGUCAGUCCUUUCAGCUUCAGCCUGCUCAAGAACUGCGGCAUCGCAGCAGCCAAGACGGUGGGUGGCUGCGGCGCCCUGCCCCAUGGGGCUUCCUGCCCCUACAGCCAGGAGCGGCACGGCGCCAUUGGGUUAGAUGGCUGCUACUCGGAGUAGCCCCCCAUCAGUGUCCCUCCCCCUGCCGGUGGCUUGAUAUCUUAUUCUAUUUAUUUAGAAAAAGUCUAUACAUUUAGGGCACUUUAAAGGAGAACACGACUGGGUGGGGGGGACAGAGGGGGAAUAAAAGCACUGGGGAGCAGCUGCUCACCCCUUUGCCACACCAUCCUGGCCUGGCAAGGGUCUGGGACCGACAGGGAGCACCCCAGGCCCUUGGCACCCCCAGGGCAACCCCUUCUGCCAAGUGUCCCCAAAUGAUUGCUAAAUGCCUGGCUACCCUCUCUUUUACCCCAUCUCUCAGUUCCCCCUUUCUGCUGCCAACUCCCCCCACCCUUCUCUCUGUUUCUCCUCUGUGUCCCCCUGCCCCUACUGCCAGGCAGAUCCCUCCUCUUCUUCCAUACCCAUCACUGCCUCCCUGCUCGGCUGGCCCCUCCAUCCCCGCAGCAGUGAGAAGCCUUAAUUUCUGGUACUGUGUGAGCACUCUGGGGGUGUCCCCCUCCCCCUUCAGGGGCAGCUAGUGGAUGAGGGGGGAGGGUAUUUAGCACUGGGGCCUGGAGCUUUUCCCCACUUCUGUACCCCAUCACCCCUAAAGUUCAAAUGCAAAACACUUGAAGCAGCAACUACUGUACCUGGGCCCCAAUCCUGCACUCUCCCCUGGCUCCUCAUAUGCAAAUCAAGGGCUGGUUCUGCCCCCACAGCCUGCUCCUCCCUGACUCCCUUCCACUCCUGGCCUGGCCCCCUAACCACGCACUUUAACCUUGCUUCUUUCUUUUAACUUCUUUUGGGAGGGCAGAGCCUGUGGCCAUUCUCUCCCUGGCUCCCCUCUCCCUUAAUUUUGAGGCUUGUCAUGAAUUUUUAAGUAAGCAUUUUAUCCUUUAGGCGAAGAAACAAGUUAAUUUCCUGCCCAUUUCAAAACCACAGCCCUAGUAUGUCCUGUGUGUUUCAGGCAUGUGUUUGCAUGUGUGAGGAGGGAAGGACAAUGUUCUUCCUCCUGUGCCCCCCAAACCCAUAGGUCCUCUGUGCCCCCACCUGUUAUGUCCAAGAGUCCUCACCGCCCCCAGUCACUCCUGAUCUGAAGCCAAAGAUGGUGGGAGGGGCAGGGCAGACUAGAGACCAUGGCUACUCGGGACCCAGGCUUCCCCACCAGUGUGAGGAUGAAGCUCUGAUCUAGGGAGCGACGAAUACACACUGAGACUUGGUCCCUGCCCUCCAAGUAGCAGGGAGAGAUGGGAUUGAGCUAGGGGCUGCACUGAGAAGAUUCCUAAAAGUCGCACCCCAAAGCCAAACUGGGCCAGAGUGAGGAGGGGGCAGUUUUCUCUCUAAAUGUAGCAUUGAAUUUGGCCCUGGUCCCUUCAAACACCCUGUCCAUCCAUCUCCCAGCUAAGCCUCCUGGACAGUUCAACCCACUCCCAUAGCCCAGUGUUCCCUUCCUCACACUCAAUACCUCAGCCAGGGGCCAAGACACAGAACUUGAAUAGAGGUCAUGCCCCCUCCACCCACACAGUGCAUCCUUGCCCAGUUUGGCUGCCAUCAGUAUUGUCCCCUGAGAACUGGACAGGCUUCGUUUACACAGUACAGGGUCUCCUCCGGGGGAUUCCUCAGUCUCCUCCCCCCCGCCACCCCUGCACGCUUGCUUUGUUCACAACCUCACCCACUUUUCAGUUUGUUUCCUGUAAGUCUUGCCGCCCUUGCCAAGGGUGGGCUGAGGGGGGAGGGGGCAUCCCAGGGACCCCUGCCUCCCUAACAGAUACCCUUAACCAUACCUCAUGCUGGUUCCCUGAAGCCUGGGGUGUUUGUCCAAGUCCUUUUUUUUUGUCAUGGUCUCUUUCUAUCCCCUCUCUCUGUGUCUUGCUUCUCCCAACCCUCAGUUCCUAAACCAUUUCAAAGCUUCCAAAUGACCAUUAUUGGUGAGAAGGAUUGUGCAGCUUUUAGUUUUUAGUUUUGUUUUCAAAGCCAAAGGGCCUUGCGACACCCCUCUUGCCCACCUCCCUUCACACCCUGUCCUCCCCUAUACGACAAUCAAUGUGACCUCUCUUAAGGGCUGCAGCCCCCCUAACCCCAACCCCGCUGGUUCUGCAAAGCUUGCCCCUAACUUCAACUCUCUCUCCUGAAAUCUUCCCAUUCCACCCCCUCCCUCUCAUUUUGGUGCUGGGAAUAGGUGAUGGGGGGCAGGGGGAGCAGAGAGAUGGAUUCUCCAGAGAAGACUCAUGGGGUAUCAGUCGUGUUCUCUUUUCUCAAUGUUUGGCGAUGACAGGAAGAUUCUGAGUAUUUGUCAGGAGCCCCAUUGUGUUGCUAGAUGAGAUUUCUGGUGGCUGCCUGUCCCCCUGCUGCCCCUUCAGCACACCGUCAGCAGUGCUGGGGCAGGUUGUGGGGAGUCCUCUGCCCCUCCUCAUGUGGCUGUGAGGAGGCGUGGAGGUUGAGCAGCUUCCUCUCCUUAUGCCAAAGGAAAUCCCACACCCCACCCCGGGCUCCCCAGCCCCUAGUGUUUUUUGAAGCGUUUUGACCAUUCUCAUGGCCACUGCAUAUUUAUUUUAAUGUUAAGAUUUUUUUUAAACCUCUUUGACUUAAACGGGUGUGGAGAAGUAAAACAGGCAGAAUGCCCCCCAAUCUUAAGGGGGUAGGGUGGGGAGGAAACACCUCCUUCCCUUUGCCCCCCCCCCCCCCCCCCCCCACCGCAGCUCUAAAGCACUUGCUUCAAGUAAUAAGCACUUUUGAGAAAAGGCCUAUUUUAAGUGAGGACCCUGGGAGCAGCCCCAGGUCCCAGCAAAGGAGACAGAGCGAGGGCUACAUAGGAGACAGGGAAACAGGUGUGUGAAUCAGAGGGCGAGAUGAAGAGCCAGUUUUUAGUUUCUGAUUUUUGGGGAGAUGUUUCUGAUUGGGCGGUGGCUUUGGUAGGGUUGUGUACUAUCCUUCAGAAAAACAAAUGGCACAAACUGUGGGCCCCAGGAUGGGCCAACAAACCCGGGUCACUGCCACUGUCCAACUGAGACUGAUGGGCCACCUCCCCCGCUGUGGCCCCCUGAGCCAUAGGACUGCUGAAAACCACUGAAUGUACAGCCCAGGUUGGGGUGGGGAGUAGCCCCUGGGGGAGGGGGCUUCUCCUUCUGUUUGGUGCUGUGGGGGGUGGGAGAGAUGAGACUGAGGGACUGCCACCCCACUUAGACAUGUGUUCCUUGGGGUGGAGGGGCUGAGGAGGGCCUACCUCCCUCUCUAACCCCAGCAUGGCCCCUCUUCCUUCCUCAUCCCUAUCCGUUUUGACUGUAAGUCCAGCUCACCUUUGCCUUCAAUAUGUAACCAAAGGAAAACUCAA
Molecule: messenger RNA, 6616 nt
Organism: Suricata suricatta (meerkat)
Lineage: Eukaryota; Metazoa; Chordata; Mammalia; Carnivora; Herpestidae
Gene: ANKRD52
Product: ankyrin repeat domain 52
Exons: 28
Coding region: 76-3306 (1076 amino acids)
Molecular function (GO): protein binding
Source: RefSeq, a predicted model, not a curated record